This is a messenger RNA of Tribolium madens (black flour beetle), 1044 nucleotides long. RefSeq lists its product as uncharacterized. The transcript has 3 exons. The record is from RefSeq and is a predicted model, not a curated record. NCBI's taxonomy places the organism in Eukaryota, Metazoa, Arthropoda, Insecta, Coleoptera, Tenebrionidae. The coding region runs from base 264 to 833 and encodes 189 amino acids.
AUCUUUAUGUUUUCUAUCCUAUGUUGAUUACGUUGUUAAGUUUAACUAUUUUUUGCUACAUGGGGUACACAUUUAUUUGAAAAAAUAAUUCUUAGGGAAUAUUGAGUUUAGGAUUGUUUGAAUUUUCGCAUGGUUACCACCUUAGAUAAACGACUCCUACUGAUAAUAGACGUUAAUAAACGUAUUAUAAAUGCAAAUUAGAAAAAAGUCAUUUUGACAAAACAUUUUCUCGCAUUUUCAAAAUUGACAGUGUAAUUUCCAAAAUGAAUCCCACCCAUUACCCCCCUGCCAUAACCCCCGGCUUCAUGGGUGUGAGUCCGCCCCAUCCGAGUACCUACAACAACCCAAAUGGUAGCAUGUCUUACUUCCAAAACUACAGAAAUGAGCAUUUAUCCAGAAUGCAUUCUCUUCCUUAUGAAUGGGGCGAUAUACAUAUUCAAUACACCCCUAAAGCCGACAUAGCUCUAUUAAACAAAGCCAACAAUUUGGAUAAAUUCAUAAGGAUGCCCCAGUCGCGCUUCACGAUGUUGGAUGUGGGGCGACAAAAGGAAAUUGAUGACUUUUACAUGUCUUGUCAGCUGCAUCGUGAUCAGUACAAAGACCAAAUGGGCAAACUCCAUCCUUUGGAUUAUUUCAAAACUACAGAUUUUACUUAUCAGUGUGCACCAGAUCCCACAACGAAAUAUCUGCAAAGUCCUCGAUUUUAUGUCAAAUAUAAAAGUCCACAAGUUCUCCCUCUCACUUUGGAGCGAAGUUAUAAAAGUCCUUUAUUGCCAGAUCGGGCUCUCACCGGACGCUAUGACCCAAUUAGCGAUAUUAAGUACAAAAGAUAACGUUUUAUUAUUUUUGUGUGUAGGUACAAAAAUGGAACAAUGUUAAAAAUGUGAUUAAAACGCAAAUCGGAAAGAAUGCGGAAACUCUGACAUUUUUCCGACUGCGUGUUCGAAUUCCAAUUGCCCAAUCGUGCCGUUCGAUUCCAAGUCCAUUUCUUUCAACAACUGCAACUAAAUGUAAACAAAACAAUAAAAAAAAUGUUGCAAAAUA